Molecule: messenger RNA, 1570 nt
Organism: Periconia digitata
Lineage: Eukaryota; Fungi; Ascomycota; Dothideomycetes; Pleosporales; Periconiaceae
Source: the annotation of a GenBank genome assembly
GACAAUGGAACAGCAUCACAGAUCCACAGCCACCAUCUCCUCCAAAGUUCAACAUUUCCAUACUCUCAAUCAACCAUUUCGCAUCUACCACGGCAGCACAAACAGCACGCGCCAUGCCUCCUUCUCCCGCGACAAGAUCGUAGACGUGAGUAAUCUCAACAACAUCAUCGCCAUCAAUGUCGCGUCCAAAACUGCACUCGUCGAGCCCAAUGUUCCCAUGGACGCCUUGGUUCACGAGACGCUAAAAUCCGGUCUCUUGCCACCCGUUGUGAUGGAGUUCCCUGGGAUCACAGUAGGUGGCGGAUUCGUAGGAACCGCGGGGGAAAGCAGCAGUUUUAAACACGGGUUCUUUGAUCGCAGCGUUAUCCGCGCCGAGGUCGUUCUCGCGGACGGCACUAUCGUGCAAGCUUCCGAGCACGAGAACAGCGAGUUAUUUGAGGGUUUGAGGGGGAGUUUCGGCACGCUCGGUGUAUUAACGUUAGUUGAACUGCGGCUGGUAGAGAAUUUAGGUGGGUUCGUGGAAGUCACGUAUCUACCUACUACUUCCAUUGAGCACGCUAUGCAGACCCUACAAGAAGAAGCGAAGAAGAAGGAAGUGGAUUACCUGGACGGAGUAUUAUUCGCGAAAAACGAAGGCGUUAUCGUGAGUGGGAAGCUUACGCAUAAAACACCCGAAACUUCACCUGAUCUGCGUAUCCAACGCUUCUCCCGCGCACACGACGAAUGGUUCUGGAUCCACGCCAAAUCCCUAUGUCGAAAACCCACCUCCUCCCCGCGGACGGAGCUCAUACCAAUAGAAGACUAUCUCUUCCGCUACGACCGCGGCGCCUUCUGGACAGGACUCUACGCUUUCCAGUAUUUCCAUGUCCCGUUUACGCGCUUCACUCGCUGGCUACUGGAUUACUUCAUGCACACCCGCAUCAUGUACCACGCGCUCCACGCGUCCGGACACACAGACCGAUUCAUCAUCCAAGAUAUUGCGUUUCCUGCUUCCAAAGCUGGAGAGUUUGUGGAGUGGGUUGAUGGGGAGUUGGGGCUGUACCCGUUGUGGGUUUGUCCGCUGAGGGAGGAUGGGCGGGGGAGUAUGGGGUAUGCUAAGCCUCUUCCUUCCAACUCUCCUUCCCAGCCUACUUCCACAAGGGAAAGUGAGCAGGAAGAGGGUUUGAUCAAUAUCGGCGUAUGGGGUCCUUAUGCUUCCCCUACCCAUGAAUACAUCCGUAUGAACCGCGCGCUUGAAGCUCAGGUGCAGAAGCUAUCUGGGCUGAAAUGGCUGUACGGGCGUGUGUUCUAUACAGAGGAAGAGUGGGAUAGUAUAUAUGAUAGCAAGAGCUACGAUGCUGUGAGGGAGAAGUUUGGAGCAAGUGGACUGCCGAGUAUUUGGGACAAGGUUAAAGAGAGGGGGACAGGCGGGAAGGACGAUGAAGUCAGUAAGAAGGGAGAGAGCUGGAGAGAGUGGGUAAAGAGAUGGAUUCGAAGGAAUCCGGGGUUCUUGAGUGGGGUGUAUGGGGUGUACAAGGCUGUAUGGGGUGGGGACUACUUGUUGGCUAGGGAGAAGAAAAAGACUUGGUAG